UUCCGGACUGUUGCAGAUAUCCAGGAGUUUUACGAGCUGACGUUGCUCGAUGAGUCGAAAUCGGUGCAGCAGAAAACGGCGGAGACGAUCCGCAUCGCCGACAAAUGGGAAGCCAGCGAUGGGCCAAUUACGCCGACCUUCGCUCAAAAUGACGGUGGUCCAGACUUCCCGGUGAACCAGACUCUGUCGAACAUUUAUGGCCGUAAGUCGGCCAGUCCAGAGGCUCCAGACCACGUAGACGAAACUCAGAAGACCCGUUACGCUGGUGGAGGAGUAGAGGAGCAGCUGCCACCACCGCCGUCGCCACCCCAGUUGAAAGAGGCGAGCCAGCUGGAUGGAGUUCCUAGACCGAAUUCGGUCGAUCGUAUCCUACAUCCCGACGGUAGCCAGCACAUCCUAACUAGCCACGAUACUCUGAACAAGAGUCACGACAGCUGGCAAGGACACGACGGAGACCAGGCACACACGCCCCUACUUGCGGCUGACACGAGACAUGUGAACGGAGACGAUGACUGGGAGUACGAGGAGAUCGUGCUCGAGAGGGGUGGCGCCGGGCGGUUCAGCAUCGCUGGGGGCACGGACAAUCCACACUUCGGCAACGACACUGCCAUUUACAUCACGAAACUUAUACCCGGCGGUGCCGCGUCCGCUGACGGCCGUUUACGCGUCAACGACACGAUACUCCAGGUGAACGACGUUUCCGUGGUCGACGUGCCACACGCGGCUGCCGUCGACGCGCUCAAACGGGCGGGGAACACCGUUAAACUAUACGUACGCCGACGGAGACACACGCAGCUGAUCGAAAUCGAGCUAAUUAAGGGUAACAAGGGACUCGGUUUCAGUAUCGCCGGUGGUAUCGGCAAUCAGCAUAUACCUGGCGACAAUGGGAUCUACGUAACGAAAAUUAGAGGCGGUGCCGCACAAGUGGAUGGCCGUCUUGUCGUUGGGGACAAAUUGGUGGCCGUCAGAAAUGCUCUGCAGGGCGACAAGAACCUGGAGAACGUGACGCACGAGGAAGCGGUGGCGACGCUCAAGGCGACCCAGGAUCGCGUGGUCCUUCUCGUGGCGAAACGAACCGGAAUCGUGCCGCCGCCACCACCCCCAAUAGCCUCGGACAAUUCACUCUCGCCGCAACCACGAAAACAAAAUGGUUCCGUGUCAGCGCUGGAGAACAACUCGACGCUGCCGUAUUCACAAGAAUCACGUCACGCGUCUUCUCUUGCUCUCCAUGGAGCGGCCACGCCACGAGCAGUUUCUCAGGAGGACGUAUCACGAGAGGUACGUACAGUCGUGCUCAACAAAGGCUCCUCCGGACUGGGUUUCAACAUCGUCGGUGGCGAAGAUGGCGAGGGAAUUUUUAUUUCCUUCAUCCUAGCCGGGGGCCCGGCCGAUCUCAGCGGUGAACUACGUCGUGGCGAUCAGAUACUCAGUGUCAAUGGCAUUAAUCUUCGGACAGCCACCCAUGAAGAGGCCGCCGCGGCCCUCAAGGGCACCGGGCAGACAGUGACGAUCGUGGUACAGUACAAGCCCGAAGAUUACAACAGAUUCGAGGCUAAGAUCCAUGAUCUUAAACAACAGAUCUCUCAACAGAAUUUGAUGACAGGCACCCUAAUGAGGACCUCGCAAAAGAAAUCGCUUUACGUCAGAGCGUUGUUCGACUACGAUCCCAACAAGGACGACGGCUUGCCGAGCCGUGGUUUGGCAUUCCGUUACGGUGAAAUCCUACACGUGACGAAUGCCAGCGACGACGAGUGGUGGCAAGCCAGAAGAGUGACUCCUCAGGGCGAGGAGGAGGGUCUCGGCAUAAUACCGUCGCGCAGGCGAUGGGAACGGAAGCAACGCGCCAGAGAUCGUUCCGUCAAGUUCCAAGGCCACAUGCCGGUCAUCCUCGACAAGCAAUCAACACUGGACAGAAAAAAGAAGAACUUCUCGUUCAGCAGAAAGUUCCCGUUCAUGAAGAGCAAGGACGAUAAAUCGGAGGACGGUUCGGACCAGGAACGGUCGCCCACGACACCCGAGAACGAAAACGAUCCUACACCAUUCAUGCUGUGCUACACCCAGGACGACACUAACACCGAAGGGAGUAGAGAAAUUUUAUAUCGCGUCGAACUGCCUUAUAUGGAGGAACUGACGUUAGUUUAUCUGGAAAAGGAGGACGAUGACAAUAAUGACGAGUUUAGCAGCGAAGAAAACGUGCUGUCGUACGAGGCAGUCCAGCAGCUCACCAUACAGUACACACGACCUGUCAUUAUCCUCGGUCCUCUCAAGGAUCGCAUCAACGACGACCUCAUCUCGGAAUUCCCCGACAAAUUCGGCAGCUGUGUGCCACAUACAACGAGGAGUAGAAGAGAGUACGAGGUGGAUGGACGUGAUUAUCAUUUUGUCGCAUCUAGGGAACAGAUGGAGAGGGACAUUCAAAAUCAUUUGUUCAUCGAGGCCGGACAGUACAAUGACAAUCUUUAUGGCACGUCUGUGGCGUCCGUGCGAGAAGUCGCUGAAAAAGGAAAACACUGUAUUCUGGACGUGAGUGGAAACGCUAUCAAAAGGUUACAAGUGGCGCAGCUGUAUCCCAUCGCCAUCUUUAUUAAACCAAAAUCCGUGGAAUCAGUUAUGGAAAUGAACAAGAGGAUGACCGAGGAACAAGCGAAAAAAACAUAUGAACGAGCACUGAAAAUGGAGCAAGAGUUCGGAGAAUAUUUUACUGCCGUGGUGCAAGGCGACACACCGGAAGAGAUCUACGUAAAGGUGAAGGAGGUGAUCGCCGAGCAGUCAGGCCCGAACAUUUGGGUACCGUGCAGAGACCAGCAACUGUGACGUCCUGCCCCCCACGCUCAGCCCGGUCCAAACGCUUGGACCCUACCUCCGAGGCGUCAAGCUUAAUUACUCUUAAUAAAAAUAACCGAGUAACUCUCUAAUGCCUUCCCCGUUCCCAUCCUGAACCCGUCCCACCUCACUCCACCCCUGUUGCCCUGUUACACACCCAAUCGAGUAGCACAAUGUCCCAGUUAAGGCGUUAGCCGCGCACCAAGCUCGUCGAAAAGAAAAGACUUUGUAUCGUGUAAACGCUGAAAGUAAUACGAGGAGGAAUAUGCCCGCAAAGUUUCACUGGGAGGCGAUUAUUAGAUUAAGGAGAGGAUUAAAGAAAGAAUAAUAAUAAUAAUAUUAAUAAUAAUAAUGGAGUAUGUUUCGAAGAAAGAAUGUUCAGAGUCUCUCCGCGAUCGUUCACGCCGUGACAAAAUGUUUCAUUGUUAAUCGAUAAAAUUAUUGUUGAAAAACGAUAAAACGAUAAGUUGGUGGCGUGUUCUAUAAUUGUUAUCCGUUUCGAUGAGAGACAUCUGAAUAUUUAAGUUUUUAAGAAAGAUUGUUAGGCAGAGGAUACAUACAUACAUGUUAUAGCGUUAAUAUCAGAAGUGUUUCGUCGUAUCACGAUGUUUUCUCAUGGUUUCCAUGUGACGAGUGGAUUUGUUGAAAAGAGCGUUGUCGUGUAUGCGUAUCUCCGCACUUGAAUUUUAUCACUGUGUUAGGACGUCAGGAACGAAUACACGAUACUUUGAUUAUUGAACUGAUUCUUCUUAUUGCGACGAAAAUAUUGAACACGUAGUCGUUUUAUAACACUAAACACUUUAUAACAAUAAAUCCUGAUUUUUGUUGUAAAAUCAAAAGAGCACAUGAUCGUGUAUUCGUAUCAGAGAUGAUUUUAAUGUUUGAUUGACGACAACUCGACUCGGCACGACGAAGCUGAUACGUUGAGCAGUUUUAUCGAAAGACUCGCGUCGUAGUUCCUCUUCGACUGAUCGCGAACUGCGACGCGUUUUGUGUAUGUUACAUUGUAUGUAUACAGUUCACGUUUGGAAACAUGAUGAGAGAGAGAGAGAGAGAAAGAGAAAGACGAAUAACAAACGAAUGAUCGACACUCGGUUGAAGUCGAAAAAGGCGAAACGAAAAAGAAGAACGAGCGACAAAACGAAAAUAAAAUAAAGUAAAAUAAAAUAAAAAAGAUAAUAGAUGUUUAAGAUAGAUAUUCGUCGCGAUUGUUUGUAAGACGCGCACAGCACGUUAGACGCUUAUAAACAAAGAAUUUUUUCACGCGCAAAUCGCGACGAUUAAACGACAAUGAAACGAGACAAAGUACGAGAUACGCUGAGAAAAUAAAGUAAACGGAAAUAAAAAAAAA
Apis florea (little honeybee) is the source of this 4174-nucleotide messenger RNA. RefSeq names its product MAGUK family member discs large 1 (gene dlg1). NCBI's taxonomy places the organism in Eukaryota, Metazoa, Arthropoda, Insecta, Hymenoptera, Apidae. Gene Ontology annotation, molecular function: protein kinase binding. Gene Ontology annotation, biological process: cell-cell adhesion; embryo development; chemical synaptic transmission. Gene Ontology annotation, cellular component: neuromuscular junction; basolateral plasma membrane; neuron projection. The record is from RefSeq and is a predicted model, not a curated record.